CCGCUUCAUACUCCCGCAUCCUCAAUAGCCUUUAUAGACCAUUCAGUCCCCCCUCCUCUGCAGGUCUUCCUUUUUGCUUCCUUCCAGUGUUUCCCAUUAAGUCCUUUGAAGGUCGCUCCGUCCACCAGCAAACUGGUCACCCCACCUUCUAAAACGUCAUACAUGAACUUGCCCGCCUUCGUUACAUAGCGCCGUUCCUUGCCUCUAUUCACUCCCAUCAAGAUUGGAAUAGGAUCAAAAUGUUCGCGGGAAAGCGUCUGAGCAAGGAGCUCCAGAAGAUGCACGAACAUCUUCCACCGGGAAUCGCAAUUGUCACGGCGGAGAAUUUCGAAGAGUGGCAGAUGGAUAUCAAGGUGUUAGACGACAACCCUCUCUACAAGGGCGAGACCUAUCGGCUUAAGUUCACAUUCUCGAGCAAAUACCCCAUCGAACCGCCAGAAGUCCAAUUCAUAGAAUGCCCCGCAGCCUCCGAAUCCCCCCGCCCAAUCCCGAUCCAUCCGCACAUCUACAGCAACGGUAUCAUCUGUCUGGACUUAUUAAGCUCCGCAGGCUGGUCACCGAUACAGACGGUUGAAAGCGUCUGCAUGAGCAUUCAGAGCAUGCUGACAGCUAAUAGUCGGAACGAGCGACCCCCAGGCGACAAAGAAUUUGUAUCGUACAAUCGCCGACGGCCCCGGGAUAUCAAUUUCUUCUACGAUGAUGAUAAUGUAUAAUGGCCUGGAGCUCUUCUUUGUAUAUAUAAUAUAUUUUCCCUUUUGCCUUGGAGAGAAAGAAAGAGAGAAAAAGAAAACAAGGAUGACUUACUGUACGGCCUGUUCACGUUUUGCAUCUGCGCUGGCGCCAAUUUGUCAUGGAUGUGGGAGUUCUUGGAGGGAAAGUUUCAUAUUUGUGCUUUUGGGAAGUACCUGUUUGAAGAGUGAGGGGCAUUAUAUUCUUCCUAUUCUUAUGAUUAACAGGUUUCUUCUCCCUUUGCUUCGUCAUUCUUACUCGGUCAAUUGGGCUGGCUUCUUUUUUUUGGGUAGUUUACCUAUUCAUUACAUUGUCUACCUGCAGACAGACCAUUCUCUUUUACGCUUUUCUGUUAUAUGGCAGGUGCCUAUUGAUAGUCUUGCGCCUAGCAUGCAGUUAUUCUAUUAUAUUCCUGUGCAG
This is a messenger RNA of Monascus purpureus, 1149 nucleotides long. The record is from the annotation of a GenBank genome assembly. Lineage: Eukaryota; Fungi; Ascomycota; Eurotiomycetes; Eurotiales; Aspergillaceae.